GUUUCCACUCGAACUUCCUAGCCGACCAGUUGUUCCUAGCCUUAUCACUGGAAACAUCGCGCAGUCGCUAUCGGCACCUUGCCGUUAUCAAUAUACAGAUCAAACGUCGAUAUUCAGUAGUAUCACCGAAACAGUUGGAACUUAUCGUUGCUCGUGACACCUGUGAGAGCUCAGUGUGCGCUGUUCAAUUACGAGAGCCGAAAAAUGGCCUUCAGAGAUAUCCUUCGUGGAAUAUGCGACCUCAUCCUGAACAACAAGCUGAUCUUCUUCCUGAGUGUGGCCCUUUUCGCAUUCAUCAUUGCAACCAUUGCACUGGCCGUUGAGAAUAACAGCAAUGCGGACGACUUGGCUUCAUGUCGGGAUUCACUGUGGCAUGCGACAUCGGUAGCACCGCCGGCGUCGACAACGUUGCAACCUGCGGAAACUACGACCGUUGCAGGCGAAACCACAUCAAGUGCUCCGGAUGUAACUACGCCGGAAAAUCAAGGAAAAUUUUUGACACUUCACGACUACAGAGAGCAAAUACGACGGCGAUGAAUCAGCUCCGCUAGUUCCCCCAGCUAGUUAGAGCGACAUUCCCUGUGAAUCAAAAACAAGCAUAUACCAAAUAAAAGCGAUAAGAUUACACACUACAC
Molecule: messenger RNA, 635 nt
Organism: Aedes aegypti (yellow fever mosquito)
Lineage: Eukaryota; Metazoa; Arthropoda; Insecta; Diptera; Culicidae
Exons: 2
Coding region: 205-537 (110 amino acids)
Source: RefSeq, a predicted model, not a curated record